UUAUACUACUAAUGAUUUGGUUAAAAUAAUUGAUUAAAAUGGAACGUUAUCUUUAUUUAUUCCAUUUGCUGGGUCCUAGAUUGUAACGCAAGGGUAGUUUGUUCAUUUCACAAAGAUACAAUCCAUGACAUGUAAUGCCAACCAAGAACAUAGAAAUUCUAUCCGCUGUCCUCUCUGGCUCCCACUUCCAAUCAUAGUGUUCAGACACUUAUGUUUGUGUGUUGAAGCCUUAAAAACCCUGUUAAAACCUCAAGCACCAAACUUCUCACUCAAAACCUUCCUCCUUCCUCAACAUGUCUCUGCCACACAGAUCUUUAGAGGCCACCUUUCUUGCUUUUGUUCUUCUUUCUUUCUCACUUGCUGCUGCUGCUGCAGCAUAUUCUUCUAUUCAUGAGCUUCUCCGAAGCCAUGGCCUACCAGCAGGGCUCUUCCCAGAGAGUGUAAAGUCAUACAAUUUAGACCAAAGGGGUCGUUUGGAGGUGAACCUGGAUGCUCCUUGCCUCGCCAAGUACGAAACAAGAGUGCUCUUUGAAACGGUGGUUCGAGCUAAUCUUAGUUUUGGUCAGCUCAAGGGUUUGGAGGGUCUUUCUCAGGAAGAGCUUUUCCUAUGGUUACCUGUCAAGGAUAUCAUCGUCAACGAUCCAUCUUCUGGUCUCAUUCUCAUUGAUAUUGGUCUUGCACAUAAACAGCUCUCUCUUUCUCUCUUUGAAGAUCCCCCAGUUUGUAGAUCCCAAGGUCUUUCACUAAAUAUUGGGGGAAGGAAGAGCAUUGGGUUUCAAGAUCAGAGAUGAAGGAUUGCUUGUUUAUCUGAAAAAAAAAAGAUGGUUUCUUCUUUCCUCUUUACAAUUUUGUUUUGUUUUUCCCCUUUUUUUUUUCCUUUACAAAUAAAUAUAUGGUGCAAUGUGCAUAGAUCCAGUGAGAGUUGUGAUUAUUAAAUUAGAAAUCAAAGAAGGGAAAAAAGAGAAACUGAUAGGCGGUGUUUAUUGUAAAAAAUCUUUAUGCAAUUUUGUUUGCCGCAUUUUUUUCUUCUUCUAAUGUGCAAGAAAAGUUUUUUUA
Vigna radiata var. radiata (mung bean) is the source of this 1056-nucleotide messenger RNA. RefSeq lists its product as uncharacterized. Bases 294 to 791 code for a protein of 165 amino acids. The transcript is spliced from 2 exons. Lineage: Eukaryota; Viridiplantae; Streptophyta; Magnoliopsida; Fabales; Fabaceae. The record is from RefSeq and is a predicted model, not a curated record.